AUGUCGGCGGUUCGUUCAGCGAUCACACGGCUUGGUUUGGCUCGGUCCUUGGGGGAGAGUCAGAUUGGUGUAUCUCGUCCCGUUGAAUCGACUCGAGGAGCAGCGAUUCGUUGUUUCAGCGACGACAAAGGUCGUGUGCUCAGCGAAGAGGAGCGCGCGAAAGAGCGCAUGUACAUCCAGAAAAUGGAGCAGGAGAUACAGGAGAAGAAGAAGAAACUCGCGGAACAGAAGCCAGCAAACGAGAAAGGAAGCGCAGGGAAGAAACCUGAGGGAAAGUAA
Messenger RNA from Microthlaspi erraticum, 279 nucleotides. The record is from the annotation of a GenBank genome assembly. NCBI's taxonomy places the organism in Eukaryota, Viridiplantae, Streptophyta, Magnoliopsida, Brassicales, Brassicaceae.